GCCACAGAGGGCGAUGUCUGUUACAGUGCUGCAGCUCCAGCAAACUUCCGCUGGCCUGAAGGAUUUGUGCCGCAGAUUCGACAGAAAUGUGUGUCUUUAUUCAGUAAAAAAUAGACUCUAAAUCACGAUUUAGUGAAUAAAUUUAUUCGCAUAUAGGUUCUGGCCUGUAUAUAAAUUAGUAUUACUUCGCUCGUUGGUCGCAGAGGGAAAUGGAUGGACAAAAAGCAGCUGGUUCUGUGUUUAUGUGUCGCCUGUGCAACGUCUUUUCUCCAAGUCGCUCCCAGCUACUUGCACAUUGCUCCCAGCUGCACCCUCAGCAGGAGCCUCUAGAUGACAUCAUUAUUGCGCUGCAGCCUCUUGUGGCAGAUCCUGUGGAGAAGCUGGCAGAGACCCCAGUGAAGCGAAAACGAGGAAGACCAAAGGGCUCUACGAAGAAGAUGCGCACAGAUUUGACAGAGGGCACGGCCAUUUCCAGCCAUUCUCCAGAGAAUAACUCCAGAGAAGAAAAGAGAAAAAAGGAGGAAAUUCAACAAUUUAGUUCAGCAGAAGUACAAAAAAAUGAUGGGAUAUCAGGCCUGGAAUGUAGACACUGCCAUCGCUCAUUCAGCAACAGGCGUCAAAUCCUUAAACACAUCUGCCUAAGAGAAGAGGAUGAAGAUGCAGAUGAGGAGGAAAAUGGGAGCAUCUCUGGUACAGCAGAAGGUGAGGGAACGGAAAAUGUGGAUCCCGGAGGAGUUGAUCCAAACCAGAAUAAACACAACCAGACACAAUCAGGACUUGAUCGAGAAAGCAAAGGGGGAAACUCUAGAUCCUUAAAAACCAACCACAGUUGCAUCUCCAAGGAAGGAGGCCAAGCAACAGGAAACAAAAAAUCUGUUAUCAGUGUUGUUCUGACAGAAUAUGAAACACUUCCAGGUGUUUUUAAAAUGGUUCCUGUAGAGGAAGGUUCAGCAGAAGCAGAAUCUGGUUCUAUCAAACCUCAAUCUCAACCUCAGCACUCUGCAGUCGUCCAGAAUGAGUCACAUGAUGUUGCAAGUGAAGCCAUCACAGAUAACCCUCAAACAGACCAGGAGCCAAGUUCUAAUCCUACCACAACAACAACGACAAACAGCAGGGGCUUCCAGGAAUGUUCUAUCAAACAAGAUGCUUCCAAUUUGCCUCAGAGCCACCUGAAAAUUUUUGCCUGUGAGUUCUGUAACAAAAUCUUUAAGUUCAGACACUCACUGGUUGCUCACCUGAGGACACACACCCAAGAAAAACCGUUUCAGUGUCUGCACUGUGACUACGCAUCGGCCAUCAAAGCAAACCUGAAUGUUCACCUGAGGAAGCACACUGGAGAGAAGUUCAGCUGUCAGCACUGUCCUUUCACCUGCCUCAGCCCAGGACACCUCAAGGUCCAUAUAGAGCGUGUCCAUAUGAAGGUGAAGCAGCACUGCGGCUUCUGUGAGAAAAAGUACUCUGAUGUCAAGAACCUGCUGAAACACAUGGAGAAACGACAUAAUCUAAAAGAUCCCACUGUUUACCAGAGCUACCAACAACUGAGGUUAAAAACUCGCCAGGGCCUCAGACAGCUGCUUUACCACUGUCACAUAUGUAACCGACGCUUCAAAAACCACCUAGAGCGAGAGCGCCACAUGUUAGUCCAUGGGCCUAAGCGUCCCUACGCUUGCCUGCUCUGUGACCAUGCCGUGACCAAGAUGGUUGCCCUCUCUGCUCAUGUCAGGAAGCACCUCUUCCUGUACGUGUGCUCCGUGUGUAACGAGAAGUUUGUCAGCUCGCAGAGGCUGAAGAGUCACUUGACAGAGUGUCACCCAGGACUAGAUCAAGAGCAGACCUUCACUGACUCCAUCAACAGCAGCUACUAUUUGGCUCAGCCUGGAGGAGACAUGCUGGGGAGUGAGGCGAGCAUGGACACACAGGAGUGCCGGAUACCACAGGAGAGAGAAGAAGACAGAAUACGAGAAGAGGACGGACAACAUGGCACAGGGGGGAAGGAAUGGGAAGAUGUGGAAAGAGAACAGCUGAGAGAAGAGAGAGAGCAAGAGAAUGAAGAAGAACAGGCUAAUAAAAAUCCCGCUGAAAGUUUAGAGGCAGUGCCGCUGAUAGAUGGAGAGAUGGGAAAGGAAGUAGGAAUAGAAGAGAGAGAAGCACAGCCAACCUUUAAAGACAGACAAGAAGAAGCAGCAGCAGAGAAGAUGUCACACAUUAACACGCCAGACUCAUGCAGCUCUGCAGCUGAAAGACUCAAAGAGGACUCGCACACCUUGUUAUCACAAGAGAACAUUCAAAGUCCACACUUAGAGGCUGGGACUCAAAAAAAUGGACACGCACCUGCUGAGAACACACGCACAUCAUCUUCAUCAUCAUCAUCAGGAACUAUAACCCCGUCUGAUGCCAGCGCAUGCACACAUUUGUCUGCAGGUCCAGACAACAGCCAGGCUGCACAAUCAGAGGAGGUUUCAGAGGGUUCCCAUCACAGCGCAUUCGAGCAGGUGUUUUCAUCCCUUCAGAAGACUCAGCUCAAUAUGGAGACUUUCCAGCGGCUUAGGAAAAUUUAUGGAGAACUAGAAUGUCAAUACUGCGGUAAACUGUUCUGGUACAGAGUCCACUAUAACAGCCAUGUGCGCACACACACCAAGGAGCACCUGCAUUACUGCUCAAAGUGCAGCUACUCUUCCAUCACCAAAAGCUCUUUAAAGCGACACCAGAUCCAGAAGCACAGUGGCUUGCUGCUGACUUGUUCGAAUCCUGACUGCAAAUACAGCACGCCUGACAAAUACAAACUUCAAGCACAUAUGAGAACACACAAAGAGCAGGGGAGGAGUGAGACGUGUCCUGUCUGCCAUCGUAAUUAUCCAGAGCACAGACUAAAGCACCACAUUAAAACAUCACACCCUGACACUCUUCCUAUACAAAGUAAAGGACUGAUGGUGCAGCGUGCAGAGAAGUGCCCUUACUGUGACUCCUACUUCCUAAAGAACAGCAGUGACUUUCAGCAGCACAUCUGGGCCCAUCAAGGUUUGAAGCCAUUCGUCUGCAACGUGUGUGACUAUGCAGGUCGCAGUAAAAGCAACCUGAAGACUCACAUGAACCGACAUAAUACGGAGAGACGUCACCUCUGUGAUCUGUGUGGGAAAAAGUUCAAAUCUAAAGUCACGCUGAAAAGCCACAGACUGAGCCACACAGAUGAAGGGAAGCGGUUUCAAUGUUCAGAGUGCGACUUCACCUCGGUCUCUAAACCUUCCUUACUCAGACACAUGGAGCAGCACGCUAAAUUUAAGCCGUUUCGUUGUGCUCACUGUCACUACUCCUGCAACAUUGCUGGCGCUCUGAAGCGGCACUACAAUGUGAAGCACCCGGAUCAGAGAUACGAGAAUGCCGGACCCGGAUUGCCAAACCCUGACGCCCUGAAACAGCAAGGAGGUAUGAAGUGUCCCGAAUGUGAAUUUGUUUAUGGCACAAAGUGGGAGCUGAACCGUCACCUGAAGAGCAAACACAGUCUGAAAGUGGUAGAAGGCCCUUGGGAGGUGGGAGAGGAAGUAGAGGCGCAGUAUGUGUCUGUGGAGGAUGAACAACACCUGUCAGGGGCAGCAUUAGCAACCCUGCAGGACAACGUUAACAUCCAGCAGAUCACUGAGCUCAGUUCAGAGACUCAGGAUGCUGUCACCUCCAUGGUCGCCAUGGCUCCAGGCACUGUAGCUGUUGUACAGCAGUUGCAGGUGGCCGACGAGCAGGAAGUCGGUAACUGCAGCAACCAGCUGAUGGUGGUAAACACAGAGGGGGCCCUAAAUGGUGACCAGGUGAUGGUGUUAGAGGAGGGACACAGCCUGGAGGCACUGACAGUCCUUACUCAGGGAGACGACACACACCACUAUAUUGUCUACGUGCAGGAACACACUGUAGAAAUCAACUAGUGUUUUGCUACCAUUUUACCAUAAUGUACCAAUAAACAGUAAAAUAUGGAUUUAGCAACAUUUUCAACACUUAGUUACAUAUAUUUUUCAGACAGUAAUGAAAUUAAGUGCAAUACGCCUGUGAUAAUGUGGUAUAUUUUGUACUAACAAAGUAUAUUUUAAUAAAAUCUCUU
Pundamilia nyererei is the source of this 4087-nucleotide messenger RNA. RefSeq names its product zinc finger and AT hook domain containing (gene zfat). The coding region runs from base 210 to 3914 and encodes 1234 amino acids. The record is from RefSeq and is a predicted model, not a curated record. The transcript has 24 exons. Gene Ontology annotation, cellular component: nucleus. Gene Ontology annotation, molecular function: sequence-specific DNA binding; DNA-binding transcription factor activity, RNA polymerase II-specific. Gene Ontology annotation, biological process: regulation of transcription by RNA polymerase II. Lineage: Eukaryota; Metazoa; Chordata; Actinopteri; Cichliformes; Cichlidae.